AUGCCCGUGGGAAGUGGCGGGCGGGGACAGGAGGCGAGGGACUGCAUGCCCGUGGGAAGUGGCGGGCGGGGACAGGAGGCGAGGGACUGCAUGCCCGUGGGAAGUGGCGGACGGAGACAGAAGGCGAGGGACUGCAUGCCCGUGGGAAGUGGCGGACGGGGACAGAAGGCGAGGGACUGCAUGCCCGUGGGAAGUGGCGGGCGGGGACAGGAGGCGAGGGACUGCAGGCCCGUGGGAAGUGGCGGGCGGGGACAGGAGGCGAGGGACUGCAGGCCCGUGGGAAGUGGCGGGCGGGGACAGAAGGCGAGGGACUGCAGGCCCGUGGGAAAUGGCGGGCGGGGACAGGAGGCGAGGGACUGCAUGCCCGUGGGAAAUGGCGGGCGGGGACAGGAGGCGAGGGACUGCAUGCCCGUGGGAAGUGGCGGGCGGAGACAGAAGGCGAGGGACUGCAGGCCCGUGGGAAGUGGCGGGCGGAGACAGGAGGCGAGGGACUGCAGAGCCGUGGGAAAUGGCGGGCGGGGACAGGAGGCGAGGGACUGCAUGCCCGUGGGAAGUGGCGGGCGGGGACAGAAGGCGAGGGACUGCAGGCCAGUGGGAAGUAGCGGGCGGGGACAGAAGGCGAGGGACUGCAGACCCGUGGGAAGUGGCGGGCGGGGACAGAAGGCGAGGGACUGCAGACCCGUGGAAAGUGACGGGAGGGGACAGGAGGUGAGGGACAAGAGGCGUUGGACUGAGCUGGCCCCUCACCCCCACCCCCGGUACCAAGCACGGCGGAAGCAAAUAGAAUCGAGGGGGGAGGGGAGGCUGACUGAGAUCAGGGGCGCAAAUAAAAGUUUCUACGGGGUUCGGGGUAUACUUCCCCGUAAAAGUUUGAAAACUAGAUGUCCUGAAAUGUCCUAG
Gigantopelta aegis is the source of this 900-nucleotide messenger RNA. Its product is annotated as S-antigen protein-like. The record is from RefSeq and is a predicted model, not a curated record. The transcript has a single exon. NCBI's taxonomy places the organism in Eukaryota, Metazoa, Mollusca, Gastropoda, Neomphalida, Peltospiridae. Bases 1 to 900 code for a protein of 299 amino acids.